CCCAGCCCCGCCCAGCGGGACUAAGCAGGAGAGCUCCGCACGCGCCACCUCUGCGCUCCGGGAGCAGAGUCCGCCGCCGACUUCGCCGCGAUGUGGGCCGUGCUGCCGCUGCUCUGCGCAGGGGCCUGGCUGCUGGGACCUCUGGCCCGUGGCGCUGCAAGCCUGUCUUUGGGCUCCCCAGAGACGUUUCGCUUUAAGUCAUGGAUGCAGCAGCACCAGAAGACAUACAGCACAGAGGAGUACCGGCACCGGCUGCAGACCUUUGCCAGCAACCAGAGGAAGAUAAAAGAACACAACGCCAGGAACCACACGUUUAAAAUGGGAAUAAACCCCUUCUCAGACAUGACGUUUGCUGAGUUUAAACGCAGGUUUCUUUGGUCGGAGCCUCAGAACUGCUCGGCCACCAAAAGCAACUACCUUCGGGGUACGGGUCCCUACCCCACCUCCGUGGACUGGCGGAAGAAAGGGCGCUUUGUCUCGCCAGUGAAAAACCAGGGCGGCUGUGGCAGUUGCUGGACCUUCUCCACCACGGGGGCCCUGGAGUCUGCGAUCGCCAUCAAGACGGGGAAGAUGCUCUCUUUGUCGGAGCAGCAGCUGGUGGACUGCGCCCAGAACUUCAACAACCAUGGCUGCCAAGGGGGCCUCCCCAGCCAGGCCUUCGAGUACAUCCGCUACAACAAAGGCAUCAUGGGCGAGGACAGCUACCCCUACGAGGGCAAGGACGGCAACUGCAAGUUCCAGCCCGGGAAGGCCAUCGCUUUCGUCAAGGACGUGGCCAACAUCACCCUCAACGACGAGGCGGCCAUGGUGGAGGCGGUAGCCCUGUACAACCCCGUGAGCUUCGCCUUCGAGGUGACGAGCGACUUCAUGCUGUACAGGAAGGGCAUCUACUCCAGUACUUCCUGUCAUAAAACCCCAGACAAAGUCAACCACGCCGUCCUUGCUGUCGGGUACGGAGAACAAAACGGGAAGCCCUACUGGAUCGUGAAGAACUCCUGGGGCCCCAGCUGGGGGAUGAACGGGUACUUCCUCAUCGAGCGUGGGAAGAACAUGUGCGGGCUGGCCGCCUGCGCCUCCUACCCCAUCCCGCAGGUGUGAGCUCGGAUGCGGCGGCUGCGACCCGCCAGCUGCGACCCGCCGGCAGGCAGAGGGAGAGGAACACCAGGCCGCCCGGGCCGAUGGGGGGCGUCCUGCUGUGGAGGGAGCAGUGGGGGAGCUGCCCAGGGCCCCCCCUCGCACCCUCACCGCCUGAGCGAGGGUCCCAGCAGGCCCCAAGUCCACCCAUCUCCUGACCAGACGUGCCUGACAGACUAGCACUGACCAAGAACCUUCUUUAUCCCCUGGGCGGGGCUGCUGCUCACCUCCGGAGAGCUCUGGGGACCGUCUUCUGUGUGGCCUUGACUCAAUAAACUUCCAAGGAGCACUGCCCCGGGCA
Phyllostomus discolor (pale spear-nosed bat) is the source of this 1435-nucleotide messenger RNA. RefSeq names its product cathepsin H (gene CTSH). The record is from RefSeq and is a predicted model, not a curated record. Gene Ontology annotation, molecular function: cysteine-type endopeptidase activity. Lineage: Eukaryota; Metazoa; Chordata; Mammalia; Chiroptera; Phyllostomidae. The coding region runs from base 91 to 1098 and encodes 335 amino acids. The transcript is spliced from 12 exons. Gene Ontology annotation, cellular component: lysosome. Gene Ontology annotation, biological process: immune response.